This is a messenger RNA of Schistocerca gregaria, 684 nucleotides long. RefSeq lists its product as uncharacterized. The transcript has a single exon. Lineage: Eukaryota; Metazoa; Arthropoda; Insecta; Orthoptera; Acrididae. The record is from RefSeq and is a predicted model, not a curated record. The coding region runs from base 1 to 684 and encodes 227 amino acids.
AUGCACAGAGCGACACAUGCACAGAGCGACACAUGCACAAAGCAACACAAGCACAGAGCGGCACAUGAACAGAGUUCAAAUGCACAGAGCGACCCUUGCACAGAGCGACACUUGCACAGAGCAACACAUGUACAGAGCGACACAUGCACAGAGCGGCACUUGCACAGAGGGACACAUGCACAGAGCGACACAUGCAAAGAGCGACACAUGCACGGAGCGACAAAUGCACAGAGCGACACAUGCACAGAGAGACAAAUGCACAGAGCGACAAAUGCACAGAGUGACCAUUGCACAGAGCAACACUUGCAAAGAGCGACACACGCACAGAGCGACACAUGCACAGAUCGACACUUGCACAGAGCAACACUUGCACAGAGCAACACUUGCACAGAGCGACACUUGCACAGAGUGACACUUGCACAGAGGGACACUUGCACAGAGGGACACUUGCACAGAGGGACACUUGCACAGAGGGACACUUGCACAGAGGGACACUUGCACAGAGGGACACUUGCACAGAGGGACACUUGCACAGAGGGACACUUGCACAGAGGGACACUUGCACAGAGGGACACUUGCACAGAGGGACACUUGCACAGAGGGACACUUGCACAGAGGGACACUUGCAUGGAGGCACACCUGCAGAGAGGGACACUUGCACAGCGUGAUAUUUGCAAGGAGUGA